Messenger RNA from Solanum lycopersicum (tomato), 432 nucleotides. RefSeq names its product glutaredoxin-C1-like. The record is from RefSeq and is a predicted model, not a curated record. NCBI's taxonomy places the organism in Eukaryota, Viridiplantae, Streptophyta, Magnoliopsida, Solanales, Solanaceae.
AUGCAUAGAACAACUUCCCACCGAAGCGAAGGUGGAUCUAGUAGAUCCACUCAUCGCAAAUCACCAUCAUCACCACCACCUCCUCCCAGUGAUCCAAGCAAAAGAAAUGUGAGAAAAACGGGGAUUUUAAAGGUGGUGGCGGAGAAUCCACUUGUAAUAGUGGCCGUGCGUGGAUGCUUCAUGUGUGUGACUGUGAAUGGUUUGGUGCAAAGACUGGGUGUAAAUCCAAAGAUCGUAGAGGUAGAGGAGGUGAAGAAAAUCGCGAUUUUAGUGAAGCUAUCGAAGAUUGAGGGAAGCGACGGAGGACCGUGGGAAUUGCCGGCGGUGUAUGUUGGUGGGAAGCUGUUGGGAGGUGUUGAUAAAGUAAUGGAGGCUCAUGUUAAGGGUGAACUUGUUCCCAUGCUUAGGGCAGCUGGAGCCUUAUGGCUUUGA